Centropristis striata (black sea bass) is the source of this 3112-nucleotide messenger RNA. Its product is annotated as LIM domain only protein 7-like. Gene Ontology annotation, biological process: regulation of cell adhesion; regulation of signaling. Bases 992 to 2185 code for a protein of 397 amino acids. The record is from RefSeq and is a predicted model, not a curated record. The transcript is spliced from 3 exons. Lineage: Eukaryota; Metazoa; Chordata; Actinopteri; Perciformes; Serranidae.
UCUUUAAAGCAACAUAACACAAAGUGAUGUGGAAGUAUUGUGUUUGUACCCAAAUACCUGACUGUCUCCUCUCCCAUCAUAUUGGUGUUUGUGUUGCGUUGUGUUGUCGAUGGUGUUGUGUACUGGUGUUGUGUUUCAUUUGCUGUGAAAUGACGACCGCAGCGAAACGAGGCUUCCCGCCGACUGCUGCGACAGCAGUGGAGGAGCCCAGAGCGCCUUACCUGCAGCUCAUCUGCAGUGGGCCUACGAGUACGAAAGUGGCAGCGACUCAGACGCAGAUCGACCGGACCCCGACCUUGUUCUGGACGACCUGGCCAGCAGACGCUUCCACAGCCCCUCCCCAGCUCCUCCCACCAACUUCGCCAUGCCAAUCAGUCCUAUGGCCACGGGACGGGCGUCUGGGGGUGGCGGGGGCCCCUGGCCUAAGGUCACUAUGACUCCCACUGUUGCCCCUCCACAGAAUGUGACCUGCCUCAGGUCAGAGAACAUGAAGCGACAGUGUGGCUUUGAUGUGCCUGCCUGAUGAGAGCAAACUAGACGCUUCUCUUAUCCUCAGUUUGCAUGGUUAAUUGUAACCAUGCGCAACAUCCUUGGUUGUAGUAUGCUGCCUCUAACAGUGCUCUGAAGUUCUUUUUGUUGGUUUCUGUUUGUUUGAGAUUUGAGCUGCAGCACGUUCUGAUUUGCGCCUUCUGAACUUAUGAGUUUGGAGCAGUGAUUUGAGUUGGCAACACGACUCCUCAAAUCAAUUUUUGCCUCCUUUACCGUUUGGUUUUGAGCUUGCAUUUGUUUGCUAAUCCUUGCGUCAUCUCAUUUGAGGUGGAUGUGCUCGAGGAAUGUGCUCCUCUUUGCGUGACUGGCGUGCUGUGGUGCUGCUGAAAAUAUAUCUUUUGACACGUGUGAUUGGCUGUCUCUCUUGAGCAGCAGUGGCAUCAACAGAGGGGAAACGCACACCCAGCAGCAUGGCUCCGUGAGGGUGGACCACCGCCGCCCAAUGUCCGCUGACAGCCUGUUCAGGGACUUAUACGAUGACUCUGAGGACGAGGACGAUGAGGUGGGCUAUGCUGACCCUGUCCAAGACGAUCUCUACUCCCGCAAGAUGGGCAUCAAGCCUCAGCCUGUUGCCAAAGAGUCUUAUGACAAGUUCUUACCCAAGUUCUGGACGCCUGAAGAAGACAUUCACAUACAGAAGAUCAAACUGGGCUCUCAAAGGAGACCUUGGUACAAGAAGAUGCAAGGCUUCAGCUAUAAGAAGUCGGGCUCUUCGUCAGAAGACUCGGACUGUGACAUCAGUCCUUGGCUCUCCUCUGCUCCCUCUCCCUCCGGCCCCUCUCCCUCUCACUCCCACACACACGAGGCCUCGGCUCACACCACCGUUGUUGUGGGGAAAAGUCCUCACAUUCAAGCACACACUCUCCCACAGCUCCCCAAGUUACUGACCCCUCUGUUAGAGACGCCACCUCUGGUGUUUCCCCCAGUGGACCCCACCUCGGGUCCCAAACUGGUCAAAGGUGAGAGGUGGCCUCUCCUUGGGCGCCAAGACCCCCGGGAGCCCCCAGAUCCUAUUGAUUAUGAGAGCAUUAUCCCAGACUUGGACAAUGAUGACAUGUUUGCCAGGCGGACCCUGGGCUUCCAGUCCAACACAGACUUGGCUAUGAUGAAGACUCAGUUGUCCGCCAAGCGUCGCCUGUACACGUCUGAGCCACAACUCAACAUCGUCACCCAGCGACACACCUGCGUCACCACCGAUGACAACGAAUUCCCCGAUAUCGAGCAGGACGAUGUGGUUUAUCGUAAGGAGAAAACCCAGCAGGCUCAGAGGCCUCUCUCAGGAGCCCCUGACAACUAUGCCCCUAUGCCCAUCCCAGAACCGUGGGCUCUGCCACCUGAGCUCAAGGCCAGACUCCUGUGCCCCCCAUGUCCUCUAACCCAGGAGACAUCAGCAAACAAACAGAAUCAGGUUGCGAAGGAAACACACCCUACAACAGAUGACAUGCUCAUCCGGAAACUUGGAGUUUGUUCUGAUCAGAGCUCGCAGAGAGGCCAAUCAGCCAAUCAGAUGACGCCCUCAGUGCCCUCUUCCUGUAGCGAAGGUGACCUGCAGAAGUGGCAGGCGAUCAGGGAAGCCAGUCAGCUGAGACACAAGAAGAGGCUCUUGGUGGAGAGGCUGGCUGCUCUGAAGUGUUAAACAGAAUUCUGUAACAGUGCCUGUAAGCUCCUCAUGCUUUGUAGACUGAAAACUCAUUAGUGCCAUUUUCUGUCGUGAAAUACUUUCUGUCUGAUGGUGAAGUGGUCUUGACUGCGUGUUGAUCCAACUUGUUAAUGAGCUGUUCUUUAUGAAAACUAUUAGGUGCCUUCUGGAUUCACUGGUCAGUCACACAAACCCCGUGAAGGAGAGUUUUCCUGUUUUUAGAUGUUUGUUUGUGCCCCAAAAUUGUGUAAACUGUAAUGAAUGUCCCUAUGACUUUGUCACCAUAGGGCCAUUAAUUAUGGAUCUCUGCAUGUUUGCAAUAUGGUUAAUUUGACCUUCGCAACACAUGGUAUGUAUAUGCUGAGUGGACGGCAAGACUUUACAUUAAAUCUAGUGCUACUGUGUUUUCAUAGAGCUGCAAUGAUAAGUCAACAGUUAAGUCGAGCAACGGGAAAAAGAAACACCAAUUGUUUUGAUAAUCAACUAAUCGUUAGUCAUUUUUCUUGCAAAAAUUACAAAAAAAUGCUGAUUUCAGCCUCUCAGAUAUGGAGAUUCCCUGCUGUUCUCUGAUUUAUAUCAUAUUAAAUUGAAUAUCUUUGGCUUUUGGAUGGACAAAACAAGCCUUUUAAAGAUAUUACAUUGGCCUUUGAAAAGCUGGGAUGGACAUUUUUCACAAUUUUCUGUCAGUUUAUAAACCGAACGAUUAAACAAAAUAAUAAUCAGCAGAAUAAACAAUAUUGAAAAUAAUCUUUAGUUGCAGCCCUAGUUUUUGAAGUGUGAUUUUUGAACAAAACAACACCUCCAACAUCAUAAACCGAAUUGUUUGGUACAUUAUGAGCACUGUUAAACAGACCCAAGUUCUGCUUUUUUCUUUGGUUUGCCUGUGAAUGGAAAAAAAAUCUGAAUAAAGAAAAUAAGAGACUU